AUGAGUGCCGAACCUGAGCAUGCUGCUGGCGAAGCCGACGCCGACGUCAGCACCCAGAGUGAGAAUGUAGGAUCGGUUUCCCUGGAGUCUAUUCAGGGAGAAUCUUCCCUCCCUUCAAGUCGUCGGUUCGCCUUUCCUGCAGCAUUGGCAGCUGCGCUUGUCCUUGUCGUUGGUUUCCUCCUAAAAAACCAACUGGUUCCCCUGUCCGUUUUACCUGGCGUAUCUCCCGGAAGCCCAGAUGGACCAUCGAGCGAGUAUGACGAGUGGGGACUGCCUUUGCUUGCCCAUUUUGAGGAAACGCUCACUCCAACGCUGAAACACGGGAAGGAUGCAAUCUCUGAAGCAGCUGUCGAGGCUUACACUGACGAAUUCGCCUUUCCUGUUGUUCCGCUGCAGUUGCAGGGUAUAGUGGCUGCAGCAUUGUCCAGUGGUCAAGCAGAUUCCCUGUUAGGGCUAACCGUGAACUUAGAAGAUGUUAAACGCCUUACACCAAGUGAAGAGGGCAAGCCUGUCCCUCGGAAUCUUUACAUCAGCAAUGUGGUUGGCUUCGAUUCAGGAGGUAUACUGGUGGAGGCCCAGGAAGACGAGACCCAGCGCAUUUUCACGAUGCGUAUACGCAUGGUUUAUGCCCAAACAGCGGCGAAGUUCCCUGAUAACGCCUCGUUUGUGCAGGCAGUAAGAAGCUUGGAUCAAUUUGACGAGGAGGUAGCGAUUCAUGUCUGCCAAGGCGUUCAGCAUCUCCAGCAGUUUUCGUCGCAGGGAAUUGCGGUGCCUGAGUACACUGCCAAUAUUUCGGGAGCCCAAGAGGCAACCCUUGUCAGUGAUUAUUAUGUCUUUGGAAGAGUUCAGCUUUUGGAGAGGCUGCAAGGAAAUCUCAUGUCUCUAGAUCUACAAAGCCAGGUUAUCUCACGGUCCAAGGAAUACAUCGCGAGCCGUUUGUUGCUGAUCGUGCUCAAACUGCAGCGAGCAGGAGUCGGCAUCACGAACCUAGACUGGAAUACAAUGCAGGUGCGAUUUGACGGCAGUUUUGUCGUGGAAACGUUUCACUCAUCUGGGCCUUUUGGGUCCGCACUCGGUGUAUUUGCAGUAUUAAUUCCCCAUAGAGUGGAGCCUCAACUAGCCCUGUCAUAUGCCAAGUCACAGCACUCGGACCAUCCAGUAACAUUUCAACCGGAUAGUGCGCUGUGGAUCCUCGGAACCCUUCUUUACGAGCUGUUUACGAACGGAGAGCUUCCGUAUGGUUCAGAUGAAUGCACCGAUAUGGAACAGGCAAAACAGCUAGCAGAGCAGCUCUUAGCAAAUCAGACGCGGUCUGAUUCCCUGCUGUCACGCCUGGAAGGUGCAGAUGUCCCCCCAAGAUGGAGAUCGCUCAUACUGCGGCUACUGGAGCCCGACAGUGCCCAUAGGAUUACCAGUCUGGGGAUUGUGAAGGAAUUCCCUGAUCUCACGCGACAGAUUUCCACUGAAUCACGCGAGUAG
Molecule: messenger RNA, 1479 nt
Organism: Eimeria acervulina
Lineage: Eukaryota; Apicomplexa; Conoidasida; Eucoccidiorida; Eimeriidae
Exons: 1
Coding region: 1-1479 (492 amino acids)
Biological process (GO): protein phosphorylation
Molecular function (GO): protein kinase activity; ATP binding
Source: RefSeq, a predicted model, not a curated record